ACAGACCGGAUAAACAAGGUUCAUCAACCAGGUGAACCGUAGAUGCUGCAAGCUUAUGACGUGGCUUUAUCAGAGAGUGCCAUGUCGUGAUAACCCAGAUAACGUACACUGUAGGCGUGUAGCACUGAAUCUGCUCCACUCCUUUAUCAUAUGAACUAAAAGAAGUUUCCAUCUUUCAUCCAUACACCCAAAGAUCUCUCCAAAACCCCAAAUUCCCUCCUCUUCCACAACAGGUCUUCCCUCUGUAAACACCUCCUUCACCUCGUUUUGGAUCCUCUGCACCUGGCCCUACACUACACAUCUCAGAGGAUACGUACGCCUUUCAACGGUUCUGAUUCUCUCAUCUCUGGUCAGUCUCUCUUUCUUUCUCUGUAUAAUUUGAUUCAAUCAUGAUGGAGUUUGGAAAUGAAGUGAUGGAGCUUGAUGAAAUGACCGCUUCUGGCGUCGAAGAAGAUGCAGAAACGAACCCAGAACUGUACGAAGAUUACGAAAGUCACCAUUUUGUACCCUCUAAUCGGGAUUCUCAUCUCGAACCCUUCCAGGGUAUGGAGUUCGAUUCGGAACAAGCAGCUCGCAUUUUCUACAAUUCCUACGCGCGUCGUUUUGGUUUCAGUACUCGGGUCAGUGUCUAUCAGCGGUCCCGUCGAGAUGGCUCCAUCAUUUGCCGUCAGAUUGUGUGUUCGCGGGAGGGGUUUCGCCGUUGCAGUAACGAUAACCCGUCCAAGAGACAGCGAACCAUCACUAGGGUAGGUUGUAAGGCACAAAUGACUGUGAAAAAACAGACUUCUGGAAAAUGGGCUGUGACCAAGCUUGUGAAAGAGCAUAACCACGAGCUUGUGCCACCUGAUAAGGUGCAUUGCCUACGAUCACAUAGGCAUGUUUCUGGUCCUGCUCGAAGCCUGAUUGACACGCUUCAGGCAGCCGGAAUGGGUCCUAGUGGGGUUAUGUCUGUGUUCAUUAAGGAAUCGGGUGGUGUUAGUAAUGUUGGUUUCACAAAAGUUGAUUGCCAGAAUUAUAUGAGUAGUAGUAGGCAGAGGACACUAGGAAGUUGUGGUCAAUUUGUUUUUGAUUAUUUGAAGCAAAUGCAGGCUGGGGAUCCUGGUUUCUUUUUUGCUAUUCAAGGUGGUUUUGAUAACCCAACAGGAAACAUAUUUUGGUCUGAUGCUGAUUCUAUAAUGAAUUAUAGUUACUUUGCAGAUACUGUUACAUUUGAUACAACAUAUAGGACCAAUCGUUAUCGGGUUCCCUUUGCACCAUUUACUGGGUGGAAUCAUCAUGGGCAACCUGUAUUGUUUGGAUGUGCCUUACUACUCAAUGAAUCUGAGUCCUCAUUUGUUUGGCUAUUUGAGACUUGGCUUGCUGCCAUGUCCGGUCGCCAUCCCAUCUCGAUAACAACAGACCAGGAUAGAAUUAUUCGAGCAGCUGUUGCGCAAGUAUUUCCAGGAUCCCGUCACCGAUUUUGUAAAUGGAAUGUAUUUAGGGAAGCUCAGGAGAAGUUGUCUGAUAUAUAUCAGUCGUACCCAGCAUUUGAAGCAGAGUUCCAGAGGUGCAUCAAUGCAACAGAAACUGUUGAUGAGUUUGAAUCUUGUUGGGCGAACCUUCUUCAUAAAUAUGAUAUUGAGAAUAAUGAAUGGCUUCACGCAAUGUACAAUGCUCGCCAGCAAUGGGUUCCAGUUUAUCUCCGGGAUACAUUCUUUGGCGAGAUGUCCAUAACUCAAGGAAGUGAUAGCAUAAACUCAUACUUUGAUGGAUACAUAAAUGCAUCAACUAAUGUUCAGAUGCUGAUUAAGCAGCAUGAAAAAGCCAUUGCUAGUCGGUAUGAAAAGGAAGUAAAGGCAGGUUAUGACACACUAAACAGAGACCCAGUUUUGAAAACUCCGUCUCCAAUGGAAAAACAAGCUGCAAAGCUUUAUUCAAGGACGAUUUUUUUGAAAUUCCAAGAAGAACUAGUUGACACUCUUGCAUAUUCAGCAACAGUAGUUGAUGAUGUGGGAUCUGAAAUUAUGUAUCGGGUGGCAAAGUUUGGGGAGGACCACAAAGCCUGUUAUGUUCGAUUCAAUGCUUUUGAAAAGAAAGCCAGAUGUAGCUGUCGGAUGUUUGAGUUUUCAGGUAUUACUUGUAGGCACAUAUUAGCAGUUUUUAGGGUAACAAAUAUUCUUACACUUCCGUCUCACUACAUCUUGAAACGAUGGACAAGAAAUGCCAAAAGUGGGGUUUUAUUGGAGGAGUGCAGUCUUGGUUUGCCUGAUAAUUCUCAAGAUUCAGCUGCUGCUCGGUGUGAAAAUCUCAGCCAGGAACUUAUUAAAUUUGUUGAAGCAGCAGCAGAAUCAAUACAUGUUUAUAAUGUGGCUAUGGAUGCUCUCCACGAGGCUGGAAGGAAAGUUGCUGCUGCAAAGAAUCAUGGCUCAAGGGUCACACAAAAUGCUCUGAUUGGGGGUAGUAAGCAGCUUCAGGUUUACUCUAUGGAUCAGGACAAGAAAAUUGAGAAACUGACGGGUGAGUUGGAAAUUGCAAGUGAAAUAUGCGAAGCAUAUCGGUUGAAAUUGCAUGGCGUUUUGAAAGACCUGGAGGAACAGAAGUUGAAGGUAUCGGUGAAGGUUCAGAAUGUGCGGGUCAAUCUAAAAGAUAAAAUGGAAGGGUGAUUCACUGGUUCUAUUCUAUGCCCUGCCCCCCCUGUACAUGAUCUUCUUUUAAAUUUUGCAGCACAUAUUAGGAAGGAAGGGGUCUGGUUACUGCCUACUUGCUAGUCUAGUCUUUGCAAUGUACAUAUGGCAGUGAUCGUUGAUCUCAUGUUAUUGUACAAAUACAAUACAAUAGUUGUCUGAAAUGGAAGGUACAGCAUGUCUAAGGAUGCUUAAAUUAA
Molecule: messenger RNA, 2863 nt
Organism: Tripterygium wilfordii
Lineage: Eukaryota; Viridiplantae; Streptophyta; Magnoliopsida; Celastrales; Celastraceae
Product: protein FAR1-RELATED SEQUENCE 5-like
Exons: 2
Coding region: 390-2642 (750 amino acids)
Biological process (GO): regulation of DNA-templated transcription
Molecular function (GO): zinc ion binding
Source: RefSeq, a predicted model, not a curated record